GUCUCAAUGGCUAUGACAACUCGUGGUCACCAGUGUCAUGGACUUUCGCUGGCAGCAACGAUGGACGGGACUGGACCAUUCUCGAUACCCAAGCGGGGCACACGGUUUGGAGCAACGGAGAGGAGAAGACCUUCACGGUGGAUCCGGAUGCCGCUCGGAACGCGGUCUCGACCUGGACCGUCUUCUACCGUGGCCGCAUCGCCGGGCCGCCAGGGCAUUUUGAGAGCUCUACAGAGAAGGGCUCGCAGCAGGGGCACUUUUUCAAGAGGCUGCCCACCACGGCUUCGGUGAAGACUCUCCUAAGGGUGAGUGUCGAGGGAGGGCCCUGCGGAGCCCGCGCCACUGUUCAGUUUCCAAUUGGCAACAAGAGACUGCUGGACUACCUGCGUGAGGGCAAGCAGUCCGGGUGGGUGCCCGUCGACACCUCCAAGGUGCAGAUCCUUGAAGGCAGCAUCGGCAAGUUCUGCAGCGGAAAGAUCGAUCACUUCUGGACCGGGCAUGGGGCAAACAAGGGGUGGAUCCUUGGCUGCCAAAAGUCCUGCGCCCGCGGCCGGGAAUUCGCCAGCGGCCACUUCGGAGGGUGUGGCAAGAGUUGCAAAGGGCUGGGUGACUUCAAGGACCUGUCAAAGACGGAAGUGACCAUGUCGUUUGGCCAGGAGCCAGCUGAAUUCUGUGGCUGGGCACCCUUUCCGGGCCGCAGUCCAGCUCAUGCAGAUUGCCGUCACGUCUUCGAGCACCCUUCGAAGGAGUAUGUCGGUGGCUGCACUACGGCCGAAUGUCAGACCUUGAAUGAUUGUCACGCCAAGUGCAGCGAUUGCACUUCCUGUGUGGCUGUGUCCUACUUCGAGGAUGGUGCCCAAGGCUUCCGCUGCCACAUGAUCGGCCCAGCGCUGCAGCGCUUGAACCUCGUGGAGAAGAACCCAGAUCGUACGACCUGGGCUAUCCAUGUCAGCACUCGCAGCGAGAAUUGCAAGAUUGCCGUGCAAGUCGCCGGCCAGUACGAGACAUGCUUGGCGAUCAAGAUCAGGUUUCCUGAGGUGAACUCAGGCGUCUUCGUCCUGCGGACACCAGAUGGCGAUGAGUUCGAGACCUGGUGCGACAUGUCGCAGCAGGGUGGAGGAUGGACCCUGCUGGCGGCAAGUAAGCAGAACUCUGCACAUCAAGCCAACCUUUUCCGACGAGGCACCUACAAGAGCUACACCGAAACGGGCAUCGGAAACCCGGAUCUUGACUCCAGUGGAAUGUUCUGGGCGCCUUUGAAGAUCUGGGCACAAUACACCGAGAAGUACCCGAAGAAUCGGAUGGUGGUCUUGGACUCCCGCUACCAAGUCCCGGACAAAGCCCCCGGUCUAACUGACAUGGGCAUCGACGCCAAGGAUGGCUUCCGGCUGAAAGGAAUCGCCAUCAAAAGCCGACCUCUUCGGUGGGUCGCGCAGCUGUAUCCGCAGAAAUUCACUACAUGGGACCGCGACCAGGAUGAGUGGGGCGCCAACUGCGCCAAAAACCAUCGGGGCUUCAUGGGUGGCUGGUGGUACAGGCGCUGUUGGCAGACGAGUAUGUACCACUCCAACGGCCGGUUGUACUCCUGGAACGAGAAUAGUCGACAUGCGGUCAAAUACCUGCACAUCUUCUUUAGGGAAGAUGCCUCUCUCCAGACCACCACGACGACCACAUUGUACGUUGCAACUACCACCACGACCACCACAACCACCCUGGGCUAUGUGGUGGAGGACCUGGCGAUGUGCCAAGAUGAGUGCGAGGAGGAUGAGGACUGCGCCGCUAUGUCUUUCAAUGAGCGGACGAAAGAAUGCCACAUGUUCGGCGACAUCGAAAUGGGAUACGGUAACUACAUUGACGAGGAUGAUGUCACCUGCUAUGCCAAGGCGCCCCAGGGCUGGUUCGAGUACAAGCUGCGGCCUGGGAAGCUUUGGGACGAGCGCUGCACCGGUGGAGAGACGAAGUGCGACUUCGAGGAUGCAGAGAACUUCAAGCGUGUAUGCCAAGACUGGUGCGCUGAAGAGAACUCAACCAGGUUCUGCAGCAUUGACAUCAGUGGGAGGAAGGAUCCGUGCUGUAGGCGCUCCACCUCAUGCGAGGACUUGGAGAGCGCCGAACGCGAGUAUCGGAUCUUCAAGCACCAGGAUCACUACGUGGGCAUGCCGUGCGAAGAUGGCUCCAAGUGCCUCAUCCUUUCCUGGAAGUUCAAUAUCAUCGACCAGUUCCCGAAGGACGUGGCCGCAGA
Messenger RNA from Symbiodinium sp. CCMP2456, 2242 nucleotides. The record is from the annotation of a GenBank genome assembly. Lineage: Eukaryota; Dinophyceae; Suessiales; Symbiodiniaceae.